Messenger RNA from Diaporthe batatas, 1968 nucleotides. RefSeq lists its product as uncharacterized. The record is from RefSeq and is a predicted model, not a curated record. Bases 477 to 1499 code for a protein of 340 amino acids. Gene Ontology annotation, molecular function: chitinase activity. NCBI's taxonomy places the organism in Eukaryota, Fungi, Ascomycota, Sordariomycetes, Diaporthales, Diaporthaceae. The transcript has 2 exons. Gene Ontology annotation, cellular component: extracellular region. Gene Ontology annotation, biological process: carbohydrate metabolic process.
CCCCUUUGAAAAAUCAUUGGACCUGCACGGCCGCUCCCUCUUUCGGUGGUCUGUUCAACGGCAGAUAUGGGCAGCUCGAGAUGGCCGAGCCGAUGGGCAUCGUAACCCCUGAAAGCGCCGCAGACCUGCUGACAGCCACAUGUGGUACCAGGCGCGCUGUGCCGAAAUUCCGACGACACACCUUGAACGCGGUCUUCGAUGCAUGGCCGAAUGGUAUAUAGAGGAGGCAGCUCGUCAUAAACCAGCCUGUUGUUUUCGGCUCUACCACACCCAUCACAGCAUCUCAUCCCUUCGCUUUACAUUCUUUCUUUCUACAUCUCUUGACGAGAUCCUGGCUCCUGGAGAGUUAGAUCCAUUCUUUUUGAAUUCACACAGUCUUUACAAUUGUCAUUUCGAACAACUCAUCUACGAUCAUUUAUUUACUUGUCCUUCAGACGCAGGCCGCCAUCGACCACAUACAUAUUCACUAAUUAAUAAUGAGACUCCAGACUGUCGCUACAAUCUCCGCCGCUGUGGGUGCGGUGAACGCUGCUCCCUACGCUUCGCAGCGUGCCCAGCGCACAGUCAAGCGAGCCAGUGAGGUUGGAGAUGGCACAAGUGUCAUGACCUUCUUUGGCCAGAGCACCGAGAAGACGAACCUAUCUGAGGUCUGCGAGAAUGACAACUUCGACAUCGUCAUCCUGGCCUUCAUCACCAGCUUGAAUCCGCCCAAGCUUAACAUGGGCAAGGAUACCGGUAGUCCGAGUGAUGCCCAGAAGGAACAGGAGGGCUUCGAGCUGUUUGAUGGCACUGUCGCGCCUGUCGGGGGCCAGAGCAUUGCGGAUCAAAUCUCCGGGUGCCAGGAAAAGGGCAAGAAGGUCAUGAUUUCAUUUGGUGGCGACGAGAGGUUCUCAAACGCCACCUUUAAGAGCGCGGACGAGGCCACGAAGGCUGCUGAUCAAGUUUGGAACCUGUACCUCGGCGGCACAGACUCGGCAGACAUCAGGCCUUUCGGCAGCAAGGUCACCCUUGACGGCCUGGACCUCGACAACGAGUCCGGAAACGGCGCGUUCUAUAAGGAAUUUGUCACCGAAAUGAGGAGUAAGAUGGACUCGGACUCCUCGCGGAAGUACCUCAUGAGUGCGGAGCCAAUGUGCGCGGUGGUCGGUGAUACCGAGUCCUCAAUUCCUGACAGUGUCCUGUCCAUGCUGGACUUUGUCAACGUUCAGUUCUAUAACAACCCGGACCAGGGCAUCGGCGGCAAAGACUUCGAGACCAACAUCAAGGACUGGGCUAAGAAGUUCGCUGAUGCUAAACCUAGCCCGAAGCUCUACCUCGGUGUCCCCGGUGGAAAAGGCGCGGCCGGAAGCAACAUUCAAUCGGCUGACGAGAUCAAGAAGACUAUUGAGUCUGUCAAGAACAUGAACCUCAGUGGAUUUGGUGGCGUUGGUAUCUGGGAUGCUGGCUUCGCCAUGGCUGACGAGGCAUUCCCAGAGGCUGUCAAGGGCUCGCUUGCCUAGAUUUCAUCGCAGCAGAGGCCCCUCCCCUCAGGUGGCAUGGCCACAUGCAAGGAGACAGACUCCAUCACCAAGCUUCGGAGUCACGACACAGUAACUGCCGAAAUAUUGGCUGUCCAUUCUUUGUCUCUAUUUCCCACCAACUACCACGGCUCAACGCCUUAUUGAACCCACCCUCGCUUGAAUCACAUUCUUUAAAGAACCUCCGAUUACGGAAUCCGAUUCACAUUCGUUGCAACACGCCACAAAAUAUAUCAAACAACCACCACCCUCGCUAUUACGACCUUCGUUCCAUCAACAAAGACACCGAGUCUACAGUCUCGGCACUGAACCCUCAUUAUUACCCUCUUUACGUAUGAAAAUGGGAGCAUUGUACAUUGAGUCAACUGUAUAUACCAUUUGGAGCUCACCCUCAUUGAGAAGUUAACCUAGGCCUCCGAGCCAGAAGCACGUUCGUUCAGAUAGCCAAAAA